AUGUCACUUUCAAAGUCUGAAGAAUCAGACACACAGAAGCCUAAAACAGAGAAGGAGAAGGAAGAGGCCAAUUUGAAACUAAUAAAAACUACAUCCGGUAUUAGAGUAUCGCAAGCGUGUGACAGAUGUAGAAUCAAGAAGAUUAAAUGUGACGGGUUAACACCAUGUCAUAAUUGUUCGAAGAUAGGGUUUGAUUGUAAGACAAGUGAUAAAUUAACGAGGAGAGCAUUUCCAAAAGGUUAUACUGAAAACUUGGAGAAAAAAUUACGAGAGUUAGAAGAGCAAAACAGACUAUUAAGACUCAAAUACGGAGAAGACGAGGAAUAUGAGGAUAGUGAAAAACAUAAGGAAACUAAUGGUGGGACAUUCAUGCACAGACAAGUGGAAACUAACAGUAUUGAGGCAAGAAAUGAAAAUGAGGACCGUACGAGCAUGAAAAAUCAGAAUAACCCGAUUCAAAUUAAUAACCCGAUCGAUCAAAUAUUCAAUUUGGAUGACAAAGGUAUUAUUAUAGGUAACGACAAUUUGAAUUUCGAGUCACAGUUCAAUCAUUUAUUGAUAAACUUGAAUUUGCCAUUCUUAAAGAUUACUAAUUCCCAUAACUACUUACUAAAUGAUCCCAAUUCUUACUUAUAUCACCCAUCUUAUGCCAUGCAUAAUCAGUUCCAAAAUAGAGAUCUUGACGUUCCGUAUAACCCAUUGACGGCCAAUGAUUCUCAACAUGAUGGAAUCCCGGGAGAAAUGUCUAAUUUAACAAAUAGCCAAUUGCCUAUGGAUAUUUAUGACUUAUUUAUUAAGUUGAUUAAUAACUUCAAGAAAAUAAUAAGUAGCAAGAAAGAGCUUGAUAACCAGAUCUUACACUUUUUUCUUAACUACAAUGUUUUUAUACCAAUUUUUGACAUAAAGCAGUUCAUGAAAUCCUAUGACGAAUUCCAUACCAUGUAUCCAUUUAUGUUUACAUAUGAUGAUGCAACAAUUAAUGGCUUUAAUAUUCUGAAUAAUGAUUAUCAUGUUGUUAGUGAAUACUUAAUGAUUGUCGUUCAGAUUUACGCUAUGUUAAUGAUGAAUGACCCUACGAUUACUUUAAACCUAUUGUUGAAUCAUAUUGAACCUAGUUUCUCAAACAGUAAUAACUUAAAGGAAGACAGAAAAUCCAACGUAUCAAUGAUAAGAUCAUUGUAUGACUUCUUACCUUACUUUAAUGUAUUUCACGUUUCAAUUCCUCAAUUACAAACUUAUUUAUUAAUUUUGUACUAUUCAUUAUUGACAAAUAACAAGGAGAAAUCCCUAGUAAUAUCAUCGUUAGUUAACUCAUUCAUUGGUAUUUUGGGGAUAAAUUUAAAUUCUAAGAAUUUAUUUUUUAAUGACUUGACAUUAAAUUUGCAACAAAAGAGAAACAGAGUAAAAAUGUUUUGGGUCUUCAAAGUAUUAUUAAAAUGUUUCAAUCUAAAGUUUGGAUUUAAACCAAGUUUGAAUACUACGGUCAUUAACCCUGUAACGAUUGAGAGGUAUUUUGAAUUGACCCCAGAAAAACUAAGUCUGUUGCUAGAAACGAAGGAGGACGGUUUAGAUGAUUUAUUUGAAGUGUUGCUUAAACCUAGUACUGAGUUUUUAAAUUUGGUUAAUAUUAUUAUACCAUCGUCUUUUUCGCCUAAUUAUUAUCAAUAUUUAAAAAAUGGCAGCAACCAGAAUCACCACCAGUCACUGAAGAAGAAUCCCAAACAUUUAGACUGGAUCUUAAAUGAUGACGAUGGUGACGGAAAUGAUGGAAAUUUGAAUUAUAAUUUCACUCAAUUUUUAACCAUUGAUAAGAAUUUAUCAAAUUGGAGAUAUUCAUUGAAAGAUAAAAGGAUAGAUUUAACCCCAUUACAUCAAUAUUUAAAAUUGCCUAUAAUAUCCGAUGUAACAUCCAACAAUCUAUAUCAAAAAUUGUCGGUGUCUAAUAUUAAAAGUUCUUCUGGAAUAACACAGGAGGGUAUAAUGAAUUAUUUGAAUACAGGUUUACCAGAUAUUUAUACCGCAUCACAGUUAAUUAAGAUUCAAUUGAACUUCCAUUAUUUAUUGAUACGGUCCAUGAAUUAUUUGAAUUUUGUUAUCGAUAAAGAAUUAACAAAUACUUAUUAUAUGAAGAUCGCAAAUAUUUCAUCCGAAGUUUUGGCGUACUUUAUAUUGGUAUUUGAACACAUUGGCCAAUCAAUGGAAACAUGGGAAAAUAGCGCCGGCGAGGUUAAAACCAAAAGUGGAAAUAAUAUAAUUAUGGAUGGUUUAGGAUUAGAUGUCGAUGAUGAUGGCUUUGUUAUCAAUGAUUUUUCGGUAAAGAGAAGAAGGACCAGUUCACAGUUCCCAUUUGGUCAACAGGAUAGGAAAGUUAAACAGAUUCCACCAUCCUUGUUCAAUUACAUGUUAAAUGGGUUGUCAAUGACUAUAAUUAAUUUGAAAAAGUCUAUUAUUUUACAGAUGUUAUAUUUAUUGAUUUGUCAACUUAAAAUUGCUAAGAAGAAAGGUGUCAUAGAGCCCGAAAUAAUAAGCUUAUUGAAUAAGAGUAUUGAAUUGUUCGUUAAAAUAUUUAUAAAUUAUGGAACUAACAAUACGCGUAAGCCAGUUAAGAAAAACAAAGAGGAUGAACUAUUCUUAAAGUUAAUUAACGACGAGCUUAAGGAAGAAAUUUUGACAGAACCAAGAAAUAACGACGAAAGUGAUGAUGAAGAUAUGGAUGAAGAUGCUGCAAAUCAUAAUGGAUUGGACAUCGACUGGGAUGACGAGGAUAUGGAUGAAGACUUAAAGUACUUGAAAAUAUUGAAGUUUAUCAAGUAUAAGAUUCAACUUCUUGCAUCGAAUAAUAAUCAACCGAACGUUGGAGUUCCAAACACAGAGAAUACUGCCCACAGCCAAAGUUUGCCAUCAUUGAUGGAGACUAUAGACGGUUCAGCAAGUAAGAACAAUACUGUAUCUGGUUCGGAGGCCUCUACCAUAGAAAAUGCAGCAAGACCUAAAUCGAUAAACAAGCCAUCUGGUGGGAAUAACUUCUACACAUCAGCGUCAUCUACUAACUCGAAUUCGUCCUACACCCCCGGAAUGCAAAAAAUUCCGUCCAUGUCCAAGUUUGAUUUCCUCUUAGGUGAAGAUACUUUCCCUAUAUACACCGCGACCAGCCCGCCUUAUACCAUCAACUCACAUACUCCCUCUGUGUCAGGGCUUAAAGAUGCUCAUCAACUGAGUGAUCUUGUGAAAAAAGAAAGACUAGCAGUAAACGAUCUAAUGAACAUGAAGCAUGCGCAAAAGAAUGCUAAGCAAUCCAUUUCUCCGUCUUGGCAGUACAAUCCGAAUUCUGCAAGUCCUACAAAUCAGCAUGUAGCGUCGUCUGGUACUGUUGAUAACAACAACUAA
Molecule: messenger RNA, 3387 nt
Organism: Debaryomyces hansenii CBS767
Lineage: Eukaryota; Fungi; Ascomycota; Pichiomycetes; Serinales; Debaryomycetaceae
Gene: ZCF16
Product: Zcf16p
Exons: 1
Coding region: 1-3387 (1128 amino acids)
Biological process (GO): positive regulation of transcription by RNA polymerase II
Molecular function (GO): DNA-binding transcription factor activity, RNA polymerase II-specific; zinc ion binding; sequence-specific DNA binding
Source: RefSeq, a predicted model, not a curated record